Molecule: messenger RNA, 216 nt
Organism: Protopolystoma xenopodis
Lineage: Eukaryota; Metazoa; Platyhelminthes; Monogenea; Polystomatidea; Polystomatidae
Source: the annotation of a GenBank genome assembly
AUAGAUUACCAUCACCAUUUACAUCGGCGCCACCUGGACCGAUCGGACCGUUCUCUGCUCACUUUGACAGGGCAUACAGUGCGCUUCACGCUAGUUCGCGCCCGUUUUUCUCCUGCUCACACCACCGGCCAGCGUUAUGCUUAUGCAGGCAGUGCCAAGGGUGAUUGGCACAUAUGGGAUCUCUUCACUGGAGACGUGGCUUUCUUUCCAAUUUAG